UAACAACAAUUGGCCACUUAACGGGCGCAUACCAGGAAAAACUAUGAGUUUGAAAGAUAAUUAAUAAUAAUUGUUUGUUUUCAGAAACGGAUACUGUUUUAGUCUAAACAGCUCAGCAGUGCUCCACUUUCCAGAUAGCCGGUGGAUUUAUUUGAAAGGGCAGCGGGCGCUUUCCAUGGUGCUGAAUGGCUGUUAAAAUGCAGUGUUCCUUUGAAAGUGUUUCAGAAUUCCUACAAGCAACCCGCGAAAUGUUGUCCAGCAGCGCUCGAAACUUCGCUUAUCUUCUCGCUCACCGCACACGCUCGAAAGGUGGAGUUUGUUAGUGCGUUGCUUGAAACGCCGGCUGCCUGUGGCUAUUGGGAAAAAGUCUUCUGAAAUCCCAGUCUCACCAUUGGCAAUGCAAAAGCAGGAGGGACCGGAACAAGGACAACAGCGCAGUUCACCUGUGUUUCGGGAGGUAGUUUAGCAGUGUGGUUUCUGCUCUACAGAGAGAAGACGCCAUUCGAACCGUUCACUCGUUGUAUUGUGACAUGAGAAAAGUGUCGCUUGCCAUGAUUUCAACGUGCAGGUGAAACCGGAGAUGUGUUUUAUUUCAGUCCCACUGCACAACUUCUAAAGCAAAAAAACAAUAAUUAAUCUUGUUUAUCGUCCGCGAGCGCUCAAAUAUUUCGCGCCACUCUCUCAGACGUCACACUUUCUCAAAAACUAUAAACUGUUUGGAGUGAAAACAAUGUCCCGCAAAAAGGCGGGUAAGGGCAAAAACGCCAACAGCAGCCCGACGACAGGCAUCCCCACCGGAAACCAGAAGGGGGAAACUGGGAAGAGCACCGCAGGGACGGGGAGCGUGGUGCAGGCGAACGGUAUGGUUCAUCCGAGCAGACCCUCACUCAGCAACAGCAGCGAGUUUUAUGACAUCGCAUACAAGGUGAUGCUGGUGGGAGACUCCGGGGUGGGGAAGACCUGUCUGCUGGUGCGCUUCAAAGACGGAGCCUUCCUGGCAGGAAGCUUCAUCUCUACUGUGGGCAUCGACUUCAGGAAUAAAGUGAUGAACAUUGACAGACUGAAGGUGAAGCUUCAGAUCUGGGACACAGCUGGACAGGAGCGUUUCCGCAGCGUCACACACGCCUACUACCGUGACGCCAAUGCUCUCCUGCUGCUGUAUGACGUGACCAACAGAACAUCUUUUGACAACAUCAAGGCCUGGCUGACUGAGAUCCACGAUUACGCCCAGCAGGAUGUGGUCCUGAUGCUGCUGGGAAACAAGGCUGAUGCCACACAGCAGAGGGUGGUGAAGAGAGAGGAUGGAGAGAGGCUGGCCAAGGAGUUUGGGGUUCCAUACAUGGAGACCAGUGCAAAGUCUGGCCUCAAUGUGGAGUUAUCCUUCACUGCUGUGGCCAAAGAGCUGAAGCACAGGUCUAUGAAGGAGCCCAACGAGCCCAAGUUUAAACUUCAGGACUACGUCAACAAGGAGAUGAAGAGUGCUGGAUGUGCAUGUUAGAACACUGGGUGUGUGUGUGUGGGUACGUGUGCGCGUGCCAGCUCGUGUCCUUCUCCACACCUUUCUCUAUUCCUCUCCUUUCUCU
Molecule: messenger RNA, 1583 nt
Organism: Oncorhynchus gorbuscha (pink salmon)
Lineage: Eukaryota; Metazoa; Chordata; Actinopteri; Salmoniformes; Salmonidae
Product: ras-related protein Rab-26-like
Exons: 9
Coding region: 731-1498 (255 amino acids)
Cellular component (GO): Golgi apparatus; endosome
Molecular function (GO): GTPase activity; GTP binding
Source: RefSeq, a predicted model, not a curated record